ACCAGUCUCUGAGAUGGAGAGAUCAAGAGCUGUUCUUAUCACUCUCAGCUGUGUUUUGUUCUCCAGGAUCUCUGGAGAAGAGGUGGAGAUUAGAGUCAGACCAGGAGACAACGUCACUCUCUACAGUGACUGUUUUUGGAAGCAUGGAUUUGAGACAGUGUGGUUUAAAAACUCCUCACAUGAGCACAUGGUGUUGAAGCAACAUGCCAAUCCACGUUACUCAAUUGUGUCGAAUGUCUGCAAACAAACCAGUGAUCUGCUGGUGAAGAACGUCAGUGAGUCAGACCUCGGCUUGUACUACUGUGCUGUACAGAAGAAGAGUUCUGCCAAAGAUAAAACUCGGGCUUGUUCUUGGGAAGAAGUUUGUCAUUUUGGAACCAGGACCACUCGACUCUCUUUCCUUGACACAACGCUCCAGACCACCCCCACCCCCACCCCUCCUUUAUCAGACUGUAGCGUCUGCUGGAAGCUACUGGUCAGUGUGUGUCCUGUGUGUGUUCUCCUCUCCUUCAGCUUUGUGUACUGCAUCUACAGAUACAUAAAUAAAGUGACAGUGGAGAAAAAAGAUGAUAUGGGAGAGCGGAAGAAAACAACAAGUAGAAAAAAUGACAAGGUUGGAAAAGAUGAAGUGUGCUAUGCUUCGUUGGAUCUCCCAAGCAGAGGACAGAAACGGAUGAAGAAGAGAGUCGAGAGCUCAGAUUUUUGUACAUAUUCUGAGGUUAAUACUAAUAAAAUUUAGCACUGCUGAGGAGGAUCUGAAUGUUCUGAAUACUGAAGAGUUCUAGCACCAUAGUUAUGAACUGAAUUGUUAACUGUAAUGGAUUUACUGCACUGUUAAAUAUCAGAAAUAUAUAUAUCUUAUUAUGCAUAUAUGCUGCAUUUCAUCAAUAAAUGGUAACUGUUUGGACAAACACA
Molecule: messenger RNA, 915 nt
Organism: Colossoma macropomum (tambaqui)
Lineage: Eukaryota; Metazoa; Chordata; Actinopteri; Characiformes; Serrasalmidae
Exons: 5
Coding region: 14-739 (241 amino acids)
Source: RefSeq, a predicted model, not a curated record